This is a messenger RNA of Python bivittatus (Burmese python), 2667 nucleotides long. RefSeq names its product mitogen-activated protein kinase kinase kinase 3 (gene MAP3K3). NCBI's taxonomy places the organism in Eukaryota, Metazoa, Chordata, Lepidosauria, Squamata, Pythonidae. Gene Ontology annotation, molecular function: protein kinase activity; ATP binding; protein binding. The record is from RefSeq and is a predicted model, not a curated record. Gene Ontology annotation, biological process: protein phosphorylation.
GCUUGUGUAGAAUUUCCGCGCAUUUGUGUCGCUGAAGGAAGAAGUAGGAUACAUCGACGGAAGGCGAGUGGAGGAGGAGCCACUUGUUUCAGGCCUUAGGAAGGAGGUGGCUGAAGCGGGCACCUGGGCCAAAGCUUUGGUAUGAGGCGGCGACGGCGGCGGAGGUGGCUGCUGUGAGGGCGGAAGGAAGAGGAGCGGAGCGAGAGGAGAAGGGGGGACGGCUGAGUGACGGGUGCGCAUCUCUCAACCCGCCGCCCCCCCCAUUGCCAAAAUGGAUGAACAGGAGGCUUUGAAUUCUAUCAUGAAGGACUUGGUUGCCCUCCAAAUGAGCCGACGUCCCAGAUUGUCUGGUUUUGAUAGCAUGAAGAACAAAGAUUCUCCACAUUCCAAUAGACAGAAAAAACACAGUGCUAGCAACCCAGCUCUCCUAAGCAACCUUAUGAUAACAAAACAAAGUACCCAUGCAGUAGAGGAAAAAAAGGCACAGAGUGACAUCAGGAUAAAGUUUGAACAUAAUGGGGAAAGGCGAAUUAUCCCCUUUACUCGGCCUGUCCGCUAUGAAGAUGUCCAGCAGAAAGUGAAAACAGCUUUUGGUCAGCCGCUGGAUCUCUACUACAUGAAUAAUGAGUUAUCUAUUCCCUUGAAAAGUCAAGAUGACCUUGAUAAGGCAGUAGAUCUUUUAGACCGAAGCUCAAAUGUGAAAAGCCUUAGAAUAUUACUGCUGUCUCAGGACAAAAACCAUAUCAGUUUCUCAUCCCAUUCAGGGAUGCCAAAGCAAGUCAGAAUCAAAACUUCCCAAUCCACGGGAGAUGUAAAUACUGCCUACCAGCCACUUGAAACCCGAAGCAGACACCUGUCCAUCAGCUCUCAGAAUACAGGCCGAAGUUCACCUCCACCAGGAUAUGUCCCAGAGAGACAGCAGCGAAUAGCUCGCCAGGGGUCCUAUACCAGCAUAAAUAGUGAAGGAGAAUUUAUACCAGAGACCAAUGAACAAAGUAUGUUGGAUCCCUUAAGCAGUGCUGAAAACUCCAUAUCUGGUAGUUGUCAGUCCUUGAGCCAGUCAGGAGAAAGCCUUUCUUUCCGAAAAUCUUGCAUGUCCAGAGCCCAGAGCUUUCCAGAUAAUAGGCAAGAUUUCUCAGAUCGUGAGAAUCAAAUCUUUGACAAAGCUGAGAAGGGUGGGACAUACCCUCGGCGUUACCAUGUCUCUAUGCAGUACAAAGAUUACAAUGAUGGCCGGAGGACAUUUCCCCGCAUUCGACGCCAACAGGGCAACCUCUUCACACUAGUACCAUCAAGCCGCUCCUUAAGCACCAAUGGGGAGAACCUUGGCCUGACAGUACAGUAUCUUGACACCUGUGGACGUAUGUGGAGUGCUGAUAGUGAGAAUACCCUCACUGUGCAGGAGAGAAACAUCCCAACCAAAUCUCCAAGUGCUCCAGUCAACUGGCUACGAGGGAAGCUCCUCGGACAAGGUGCCUUUGGUCGGGUGUACUUGUGCUACGAUGUAGAUACAGGCAGAGAACUUGCAGCUAAACAGGUCCAGUUUGACCCAGACAGUCCUGAAACAAGCAAGGAAGUGAGCGCAUUGGAAUGUGAGAUUCAGCUACUGAAGAACCUUCAGCACGAGCGGAUUGUUCAGUAUUAUGGGUGCUUGAGGGACCGAGCAGAAAAGACCCUGAGCAUUUUCAUGGAGUACAUGCCAGGGGGUUCUGUCAAAGAUCAGCUAAAAGCCUAUGGUGCACUGACAGAAAAUGUGACUCGAAAAUACACUCGGCAGAUUCUUGAAGGAGUCUGUUACCUUCACAGCAACAUGAUUGUACACAGAGAUAUAAAAGGAGCCAACAUUCUCCGAGAUUCUGCUGGCAAUGUGAAGCUUGGAGACUUUGGGGCUAGCAAGCGACUGCAGACAAUCUGCAUGUCUGGGACUGGCAUCCGCUCUGUCACUGGCACCCCUUAUUGGAUGAGCCCAGAGGUGAUCAGUGGAGAGGGCUAUGGAAGAAAAGCUGAUAUCUGGAGCCUUGCCUGUACUGUUGUGGAAAUGUUAACAGAGAAACCACCCUGGGCAGAAUAUGAAGCUAUGGCAGCCAUUUUCAAGAUUGCCACACAGCCCACUAACCCCCAGCUUCCUUCUCAUAUAUCAGAACCUUGUCGGGACUUCUUAAGGCAGAUCUUUGUGGAAGCCAGGAAGAGACCUUCAGCUGAAGAGUUGCUCCAGCAUCAUUUUGCCCAGCUCUCCUACUGAAUUACCAUCUCUGAAACAGCAUUCCAUUUUUAGGUGAUACUGUUCUCUGAAGUGUUGUGGCCUGUAUAAGAAAAUCCACUCCAAAAUGUUGGCACACAGAUAUUCUGUUUGCCUAGAAAAGUAGUAUGUGAGGGCAUUGCAGAAAUCAGCCACUUUCAUUUUGGUAUCUUCAUUCUGUGAUUGAUGCUUUACAUUCUGUAAUUACCUAUGUGCUGACAUGGUAUUACAGCAUGCUGUUGGCAUGGGAACAAUCUAAAAAUCUCCUUCAUUUGAAUAUAAAUCUAUCUCUGAAACUGGUGAAAAUGAAAAGGGAGGAAAUGGACUCUGAGAACUGUUAAAAGCUAUAAAAAUGUGUGUUGAGAUCAUGCUAUCACUCUGUUUUACAGCUUUCCAGGACUGUAUCAAGCCAAUUGCUACCAGAGAAC